UGCGCGGCGGGGCGGCCGCGGGAGGAAGCGACGGGGCCCGCCUGCCGCGGCCGGGCGCGGCGGGGACGGGGACGGGGCUGGGGCCGGGGCCGGGCGCCGCCAUGCCCCGGGACAACAUGGCCUCCCUGAUCCAGCGGGUGGCGCGGCAGGCGCGCAUCACGUUCCGCAGCCCGGCGGGGCCGGCCUUCGGGGAGAACCUGCACCGGCUGCAGCAGCUGCUGGACGAGGUGCGCGCCGAGGACUUGCACUUGGCCCCGCGGGGGCCGGCGCCGGUGGCGGGCGCGACGGGCGCGGGGUGCCCGCGUGCCGGCGUGGUGCCGCCCGUCAGCUACAUGCACAUCUGCGAGACGGAGAGCUUCAGCAUGGGCGUGUUCCUGCUGCGGAGCGGCGCCUGCAUCCCGCUGCACGACCACCCGGGGAUGAACGGCAUGCUCAAGGUGCUCUACGGCACGCUGCGCAUCGCCUGCAUGGACGCGAUGCCCCCCGCCGCCGCCGCCGCCCCUCCGCCGCCGCCCGCCGCCGCCGCCGGCCCGGGGCCGUGCCUGCGCGCCCUGCUGCGCUCCCGGCAGCACUACACGCCCGCCUCGCCGCCCUGCCUGCUGUCGCCGCACAGCGACAACCUGCACCAGAUCGACGCGGUGGAGGGGCCCGCCGCCUUCCUCGACAUCCUGGCGCCGCCCUACGACCCCGAGCACGGCCGGGACUGCCACUACUACCGCCUGCUGGAGGGGCCGCCGCCCGGCACCGAGCUGCCGCGGGAGGUCUGGCUGCUCGAGACCCCGCCGGCCGCCGACUUCUGGUGCGGGGGCGAGCCCUACCCCGGGCCCCGCGUCUGCCCCUGAGGCGGCCGCGCCGGCCCUCGGGACCCCCGGGGCCGUCGGGACGGUUGGGACCGUCGGGACCGUUAGGAGCGUUGGGACCGUUGGCGCCCCCCCCGGCGUAGCGCGGGCCAGGCCCUGAGGGGACCCCGCGGCCGCCCCCCCUGCGGCGGGCACCGCGCCGAGGCCCGAGGGCGCCGAGCCCCCCGCGGAGCAGGAGGGCGCCGCCGGG
This is a messenger RNA of Oxyura jamaicensis (ruddy duck), 1050 nucleotides long. RefSeq names its product 2-aminoethanethiol dioxygenase (gene ADO). Gene Ontology annotation, cellular component: mitochondrion. The coding region runs from base 102 to 842 and encodes 246 amino acids. Lineage: Eukaryota; Metazoa; Chordata; Aves; Anseriformes; Anatidae. The record is from RefSeq and is a predicted model, not a curated record. The transcript is spliced from 2 exons. Gene Ontology annotation, molecular function: oxidoreductase activity, acting on single donors with incorporation of molecular oxygen, incorporation of two atoms of oxygen.